ACAAGCAGCUGGCCAAACAGGUUGAUUAGAUUCGAAAGCAAGUAACCCAACUGAAAGCUUCUCAAGAAAAUUUGAACAAAUUCUUCUACAUUCUAGAAAUUAAGAUUGUUGCUACAUCUUCUGUUUUCUGCUAUCUGUGUUUUGAGAUUGUUAAAUUGUUGUUUCUGGUUCUUCCUUCUCUCUGUUUCAACCAGCGAUAUUUGCCACUUGCUGGUUGUUUCUUCUUGUGCUUACACUCAAUUUUGAUGUUGUUAAUUGGUUCGAUUCGUGAAAAAGUUAAAAUGCUCCCAGGGGUACCGCUGGCAAUGCCAUCCACCACAAUCAUAAAAUGCCAUUGCCAUUGCCAUUUACCACCCAUCUCAAUCUCAUCUCAGUAGAUGGAGGCGCUGCACAUUCUGGUUACUACACAUAACCCCCCUGGAGACUCCUCUUCGUAUCUUCAAUUAUUUCAGACCUGUAUUCUCAAGAACGCACUUUCACACGGCAAAAAUGUCCAUUCUUUCAUUGCUCAGAGGCGAUUUGCAUUUGCUACAUGCACAAGUUUUCAGAAUAAGCUUAUUAACAUGUAUGUCCAGUGUGGAAGCUUGCUGGAUUCUCGUAAAUUGUUUGACCAUCUGAAAGAACGAGACGUUAUCUCAUGGAAUACGAUUAUUGCAGGAUAUCGAAGGCAUGGGUAUCCUCAAGUGGCAGUCACACUGUUUCACCAAAUGCAACGAACAUUUCUCCAACCCGAUCAGUUCACAUUUGCCAGCGUAAUCCCAGCCUGUGCCAAAAUGGGAACAUUGGAACAGGGUAUGGACAUCUAUCAAAGCAUAAAGGAUAGAGGAAUCUCGUUAAAUGUUGUAGUUGCAACUGCCUUGGUAGACAUGCUUGCAAAAUGUGGAAGCAUAGACAAGGCACGCGAACUAUUUGACAGAAUUCCUCAAAGGGAUGUCAUUUCAUGGAAUGCAAUGAUUGCAGGAUAUGCCUACAAUGGGCUUGUUAAAAAGGCUUUAGAAACUUUCAAGCAAAUGCAAUUGGCAGGUGUAAAACCAGAUACCGCAACCUUUGCCAGCAUCCUUCCUGCCUGUGCUACGAUAGGAGCUUUGGAAGAGGGUAUAGACAUCCAUCAAAGCAUAACGGAAGGGGGAUUUCUGUCAGAUGUUGUAGUUGCAACUGCGCUGGUAGACAUGUAUGCAAAAUGUGGAAGCAUAGACAGGGCACGUGAACUGUUUGACAGGAUGCCUCAAAGAGAUGUAAUCUCAUGGAAUGCAAUGAUUGCAGGAUACACACAAAAUGGUGUUCUAGACAAGGCUUUAAGGCUUUUCAACGAAAUACCUCGAAAAAAUGUAUCAUCCUGGAAUGUGAUGAUUGCAGGGUGUGCACAAAAUGGAUUUGUCGAAAACGCUUUAGAAACAUUCAAGCUAAUGCCACUGGCAGGUGUAAAGCCAGACUCCACCACUUUUGCCAGCAUCCUUCCAGCCUGUGCCAAAAUGGGAGCUUUAGAACAGGGUAUGGACAUCCAUCGAAGCAUAACGGAAGGGGGAUUUUUGUCAGAUGUUGUAGUUGCAAGUUCCCUGGUAGACAUGUAUGCAAAAUGUGGAAGUAUAGACAAGGCACGUGAACUGUUUGACAAAAUGCCUCAAAGAAAUGUGGUUUCCUGGAAUGCCAUGAUUGCAGGAUAUGCACAAAAUGGAUCUCUUGAAAAGGCUUUAGAAACUUUCAAGCAAAUGUAUUUGGCAGAUGUAAAGCCGCACUCCACAACCUUUGCCAGCAUCCUCCCAGCGUGUGCCAAAAUGGGAGCUUUGGAACAGGGGAUGAACAUCCAUAGAAGCAUAACAGAAGGGGAUUUUUUGUCAGAUGUUGUAGUUGCAAGUGCCCUGGUAGACAUGUAUGCAAAAUGUGGAGGCAUAGACAAGGCACACAAAAUAUUCAACACAAUGCCUCAAAGAAAUGUGGUAUCAUGGAAUGCCAUGACUGCAGGAUAUGUUCAAAAUGGGUUUGUUGAAAAGGCCUUAGAAACUUUUAAGCAAAUGCAGCUAGCAGGUGUAAAACUAAACUCCUCAACCUUUGUCAGCAUCCUCCCUGCCUGUGCUAAAAUUGGAGCUGUGGAAGAGGGUAUGGGCAUCCAUCAAAGCAUAAUUGAAACCGGAUUUUUGUCAGAUAUUGUAGUUGCAAGUGCGCUGGUAGACAUGUACGCAAAAUGUGGAAGCGUUGACAAGGCACGUCAACUAUUUGACAGGAUGCCUCAACGAGAUGUGGUCUCAUGGACUGCAAUGAUUGUAGGAUACGCACAAAAUGGAUUUCCUGAAAAGGCUUUAGAAACCUUCAAGCAAAUGCAAUUGGCAGGUAUAAAUCCAGACUCCACAACCUUUGCCAGCGUCCUUCCAGCCUGUGGCAAAAUGGGAGCUUUGGAACAGGGUAUGGACAUCCAUCAAAGAAUAACAGAAGGGGGAUUUUUGUCAGAUGUUGUAAUUGUAAGUGCCCUGGUAGACAUGUAUUCAAAAUGUGGAAGUAUAGAUAAGGCACGUGAACUGUUUGACAAAAUGCCUCAAAGAAAUGUGGUCUCAUGGAAUGCCAUGAUUGCAGGAUAUGCACAAAAUGGAUUGUGCAAGGAUGCUCUCAAAUUCUUUGAAUUAAUGAAGCACUCUAGAACAUAUCCUGACAUUGUAAGCUUUGCUUAUGUUCUAUUUGCAUGUAGCCAUGCAGGCUUAGUGGAUGAGGGUUGUACAUACUUCAAUCACAUGAGUAGCCAUUAUUGCAUUACACCUACUGUCGAUCAUUAUGUGUGCAUGGUUGACCUUCUUGCUCGUGCUGGCUAUCUUGAGGGCGCCCUAAAAUUUAUCAUUAAGAUGCCUGUUAAGCCUGUGGUCGGUGUGUGGAUGUGUUUUCUUGGUGCGUGUAGAUCACAUAAGAAUAUAGGUUUAGGAGUAUUUACAGCAACACUGCUUUUUGAUUUGGAUCCUAAAAAUUCUGCGACUUAUGUUCUUCUCUCAAACAUAUAUGCACAAGUGGGGAGGUGGAGUGAAGUUCAAAUAGUAAGGAGAUUGAUGAAAGACACAAGAAUUAAAAAGACCCCCGGAUGUAGUUGGAUUGAAGCCCAUAAAACUGUACAUACUUUUUGUGUUGGAGAUAGAUCACACCCACAGACACAGGAGAUUUAUGCAAAGUUGGAGAAAUUGACUUGGGAUAUGAAGGCAGCAGGAUAUUUUCCAGAUUCAGAACAUUCACUUAAUGAUGUUGAAGAGGAGGAAAAAGAAUUAUUUCUCUGCCACCAUAGUGAAAAGUUGGCAAUUGCAUUUGGUUUAUUAAACACACCUUCUGGAACAACUAUUAGAGUUUUUAAGAACCUUCGAGUAUGUGCUGAUUGCCACACUGCAACAAAAUUUAUCUCCAAGAUUGCUGGAAGAGAAAUUGUUGUGAGAGAUGCAAACCGUUUCCAUCGUUUUGAUCAGGGACAAUGUUCUUGUGGAGAUUACUGGUGAUGCUAAAGUAGACCUGCACCAUAACAAUGUGCAUCGUGUCUGACUUGCACUAAUAAUGAAGGGACAAGAUUUUAUUUUCA
Messenger RNA from Cryptomeria japonica (Japanese cedar), 3544 nucleotides. Its product is annotated as putative pentatricopeptide repeat-containing protein At3g13770, mitochondrial. Gene Ontology annotation, biological process: RNA modification. The transcript has a single exon. The coding region runs from base 378 to 3464 and encodes 1028 amino acids. Gene Ontology annotation, molecular function: zinc ion binding; protein binding; RNA binding. The record is from RefSeq and is a predicted model, not a curated record. NCBI's taxonomy places the organism in Eukaryota, Viridiplantae, Streptophyta, Pinopsida, Cupressales, Cupressaceae.